GCUAAUUCAAAGUAAUUUAAAUCGUGUAAACAAGAAAGUAGAAAUUACCUAUUUUUUCAUUUUUUCUGGCCUUUUACUUCCUUUAUAUUGUUAAGAGAUAAAUUAUUGUAAAAAUGACAACCUCGUAACAUUUAUUGUAUCAGAAGCAUCAAGACGCAGAGGAAGACGCUUCUUAAUGUGUUGGUGAACGAUCAAGAGAUGUCGCCGCCAACAUUUUUUGCUCUGUUAGUAUUCGCUGCAUUGGCUGUAGGAGAGACGGCUUUCACAACAUGCGAACGAAAAUACAAAAAAAUCGGCUGUUUUGCACAGUCAGCAACUAUUAUGCAAGAACAACUUGUCAACGAUCGUGACGUCACGAGCAAAUAUUUCCAAAACCACAUACUUAGCUGGCGGGAGUUUGAUAAAUCCCUUCACAGUUUGGCCUGUCGUUGUUAUGAAGCUGCAAAAAAGAAAGGUUUUACUUAUUUUGCAAUUCGAUAUUAUGGGGAAUGCCAUGGAGGAAAAGAUGAUGAAGCACUUUCACGGCUGUUAAAAACUGGUCAUGGCAAAUCAAAUAACUGUGUAAAUGUCAAUUUUGUUACUUGUACAAAUCAUGGAGAAGGGACCGAAUGUGCUGGUGGUGCAAACGCAGAGUAUAUGUACAGUGUUGAAAGCAAGACAGAUACUAAUGUUGAUGGUGGGUAUGGUCCUUGGACACCAUUUUCCUAUUGUACACAGACUUGUGGCCAAGGUGUUAAAAUUCGAGAGAGAGUAUGCAAUAAUCCAGUACCCAAAGGAGAUGGAAAAGAUUGUACUGCAAUUGGACCCUCAAGUGAAGUUGUGGAUUGCAAAGAUAGGGAUUGUCCAAUUCAUGGUGGGUUCUCAUCCUGGACAUUGUUUAAUGAGUGCUCACAGACAUGUGGUGUUGGUGUUUCCACACGCUAUCGCUAUUGUACAAAUCCAAGGCCUGAACAUGGUGGAAUGAUCUGUGUUGGUUGGAAUCAGGAAACUAAAGUUUGUAAAAAUGCAGAAUGUCCAAUCAAUGGAGGGUUUACCGACUGGAGUGUACCAUCAUCUUGUUCUGUUACAUGUGGGAAGGGUAUUCAGACUCAAACAAGAACAUGCACGAAUCCAGCGCCAAUGCAUGGAGGCUUAGAUUGUGAUGGUGACUUAGAAAUGACUACAGUAUGUACUAACAACCCAUGCCCUGUUGAUGGUGGUUUGACUGCAUGGUCUAGUUAUUCUGCCUGUUCCAAAGUCUGUGGGGAUGGUACAAUGAAAAGAACUCGCACAUGUACAAAUCCCACACCAGCCCAUGGUGGUAAAGAUUGUACUGGAUCACUCGUGGAUGAACAAGCUUGCAAAUUAAAAGAAUGUCCGAUUCAUGGUCAAUGGGGCAGUUGGUCAACAUAUUCAACUUGUUCUAAGACCUGUGGAUUGGGAACAGCUUUACGAAAACGUGGAUGUACCGCUCCUGUUCCCCAACAUGGUGGAGAUAACUGUGUUGGUGAUGCCGAAGAAAUAAAGCAAUGCAAAUUAAAGGAAUGUCCAGUUAAUGGAUAUUAUAGUCCAUGGUCCUUGUUUUCUGCUUGCUCUGAGACGUGUGGUGAUGGAAGAAAGACCCGAUCUAGAACAUGUACCAAUCCUGCUCCCCAACACGGUGGAAAGGAUUGUGCUCGAAUUGGUGCUGCUAAGGAAACUGUACAUUGUAAGGUUAUAGAAUGCCCAGUUGAUGGAGGGUUUACCCAAUGGAGUGAAUUUUCAUCUUGCUCCCAAUCAUGUGGAAUAGGCUCACAAGAACGUAAACGAACAUGCACGAAUCCACCGCCACAACACAAUGGUCAAAAUUGUGUUGGUGAUACUGUUGAAGAAAGACAGUGCAAAAUAAAAGAAUGUCCAAUUAAUGGUCACUGGUCACCAUGGAGUUCAUUUGAAGAUUGCUCUAAAAGUUGCGGUAACGGAGUGACCUCCAGAACACGAACAUGUACAAAUCCUGCACCAAAGCAUGGUGGUAAAUCAUGUGUUGGUUCAUCAGAUGAAUCAAAAACUUGCAAGAUUGUUGAAUGUCCAAUUGAUGGAGGUUGGACCGCGUUUUCUCCAUAUGGUUUUUGUUCACAGACUUGUGGUGUGGGCGUCCAAGAAAGAAGCAGAUAUUGCACCAAUCCUGUACCCUCUCAUGGAGGAGAUGAUUGUAUUGGUGACGCAAAAGAAACACGAUUCUGUAAAGACAAAGAAUGUCCAAUUGAUGGUGGAUUAUCCCCUUGGUCUGCAUUUUCUGCCUGUUCGGAGACUUGUGGCAAUGGAAUUCAAAACCGACAACGUACCUGUACUAAUCCAUCUCCUCAACAUGGUGGAAAAGGUUGCACUGGUAACUUGAAAGAAACACGAGCUUGUAAAAUAAAAGAAUGUCCAGUAAAUGGUGGUUUCACUUCUUGGUCAACCUAUGGAAGCUGCUCAAAAGCAUGUGGAAUUGGUCAUCAAGAACGUACCCGUUCAUGUACUAGCCCAUCCCCUGCUCAUGGUGGAGAUGAUUGUGUAGGAGAAACAUCUGAAACAAGACAAUGUAAAAUUAAAGAAUGUCCAGUUAAUGGUGGUUUGUCUCCAUGGACUGAAUUUGGAGCAUGUGAUAAAACAUGCGGAGAUGGAGUUGAAACACGCACCCGAACUUGCACGCAUCCUGCACCAGCACAUGGUGGUAAAAAUUGUGUUGGUCGUACCCUUGAGUCACGAUCAUGUAAAGUCAAAGAAUGUCCAGUUAAUGGCGGUUUCACUGAAUGGUCAUCAUAUGGAACAUGUUCCGAAUCAUGUGGACAUGGAACACAAGAACGAACUCGAUCAUGUACCAACCCUGCUCCAGCCCAUGGUGGGUUAAAUUGCAGUGAAGACGUGUCACAAACACGGGCUUGUAAAAUCAAGGAAUGUCCAGUUGAUGGAAAAUUCAGUGAGUGGGGGGCAUUUGCAGCAUGUUCUGCAACUUGUGGUGGUGGUGUUGAACAGCGCACACGAACAUGCACAAAUCCUGCUCCUGCGCAUGGUGGAAAAGCUUGUGUUGGUGGAAAAAAAGAAACAAGAGCUUGCAAAGUCAAGGAAUGUCCAGUGGAUGGUGGUUUCACUACUUGGUCAAACUAUGGAAGUUGUUCAAACCCAUGUGGAAUUGGUUAUCAAGAACGUACCCGUUCAUGUACUAGCCCAUCACCUGCUCAUGGUGGAGAUGAUUGUGUAGGACAAACAUCUGAAACAAGACAAUGUAAAAUUAAAGAAUGUCCAGUCGACGGUGGAUUCUCCGAUUGGUCUGAUUUCGGAGGAUGUUCAGUAACAUGUGGUAAUGGUCAACAAAUGCGUAACAGAACAUGUUUGAACCCCAAACCUGCUCAUGGUGGAAAAUCUUGCAGUGGUGCUUUUUCAGAAACAAAAUCUUGCAAUGAAAAGGAAUGCCCAGUUAAUGGCGGUUUCACCGAAUGGUCAUCCUAUGGAACAUGUUCCGAAUCAUGUGGUCAUGGAACACAAGAACGAACUCGAUCAUGUACCAACCCUGCUCCAGCCCAUGGUGGAGACGACUGUGUAGGAGACUUAUCAGAAACAAAAACAUGCAAAGUAAAAGAGUGUCCUGUUGAUGGUGGAUUCACCCAAUGGUCAUCUUUUGGUGCGUGUUCACUUACGUGUGGCGAUGGGCUGAAGCAUCGCCACAGAGCGUGCACCAAUCCUACACCAGCUCACGGUGGUAAAGCAUGUACAGGACCAACUGUGGACACUCAAUCUUGUAAAGAGAAAGAAUGCCCAGUUGAUGGCGUGUUUACACCUUGGUCAUCGUACACUGAAUGUUCUAAAACAUGUGGCGAUGGAAGUCAAACCCGUUCGCGUUCCUGCACAAACCCUGCACCCGCUCAUGGUGGACAAAAGUGCAGUGGUGCAACAACUCAGAGUCAAUUAUGCAACUUACGUAAAUGUCCUGUACAUGGUGGAUUCACAACAUGGUCUACCUACGGAGCGUGUUCCGAACUGUGUGGAGUAGGAGAACAAGAACGCACACGUUCAUGUACCAACCCAGUACCUGAUCAUGGUGGAGGAGAGUGUAUGGGGGAUUUUUCUCAAACUAGAGUUUGCAAAAUUAGGGAAUGCAAAAUAAAUGGCGGAUAUUCUUCGUGGUCCAGGUUCACAUCUUGUUCGAAAUCAUGUGGAGAAGGUACUCAAAGUCGAACUCGUGCGUGCAUCAAUUCAAGACUCGAUUGUUCAGGUCCUUCUAAAAACACUCGAAUGUGUAAAGUAAGAGAAUGCCCAGUGGAUGGUGGUUUAACAUCAUGGACACCGUUCAGUGGAUGCUCUUUAACGUGUGGUCAUGGUACUCAAGUGCGCACGAGAAGUUGUACGAAUCCAGCGCCUGCACAUGGGGGAAAAGGGUGUACAGGAUAUUUGAAGCAAUCAAGAACUUGUAAAGAGAGAGAAUGUCCAGUACACGGAAGAUUUACAAAAUGGUCAUCGUUUACCCCCUGUUCGGAAACUUGCGGUACUGGAACUCGUCAGAGAACUCGAUCUUGUACAAAUCCUGCGCCUGCUCAUGGUGGAAAGCCAUGUUCAGGACCAACCGUGUAUACACAAAGUUGUAAAGUUAAGGAAUGUCCAGUCAAUGGUGGUUUAAGUCAAUGGUCAUCAUACAGUAGAUGUUCGAAAACAUGCGGUGUUGGUUACCAGCAACGUGUAAGAAGUUGUACAAAACCCAGACCAGCCCAUGGUGGAAAACCGUGCACAGGUGCUCUCAAACAAACACGCGGUUGCAAAGUUAAAGAUUGUCCAGUUCAUGGAUUGUGGGGAAGCUGGGGAGCGUAUAGUGAUUGUUCUGUCACCUGCGGUGGAGGGAUUCGUCAGAAGUUCCGUGCUUGCAAUAAUCCUGCACCUGCACAUGGUGGAAGAACAUGCUAUGGUUCGAACAGAUUUGUUAGUGUAUGCAACACGAAACAUUGUCCGGUUGAUGGCGGUUUCACUUCUUGGUCCAAAUACAGUCGAUGUUCAAAAGCCUGUGGAAUGGGUAAUCAAGUGCGCAGAAGAACAUGCACCAAUCCGACGCCAGCGCAUGGUGGCGCAGCCUGUAGUGGUGCAACGUCGCAAUCAAGAACAUGCAAAGUAAAAAACUGUCCAGUGAAUGGUAACUGGGGUAAUUGGGGUUCAUACGGUUCAUGUUCAGCAACUUGUGGAGGUGGAGCAGAAGAACGUUUCCGAGCUUGUAACAAUCCAGCACCGGCUCAUGGUGGAAAGAACUGUGCAGGAAGCAAUCGAGCUGUUCGUGUUUGUAGCACAAGCAAAUGUCCAGUGGACGGUAAUUGGUCAUCUUGGUCGUCUUAUGGACAUUGCACGAAGACAUGUGGGAUGGGCGCACAACAAAGGAUGCGUUUUUGUAUCAACCCACCUCCAUCAAAUGGUGGAAAGCCAUGCGCAGGACCUAUGGUGACAACACGAACAUGCAAACAAAAGGAUUGUGCAGUUCACGGCCAGUGGUCACAGUGGUCUGGCUAUGGCCGGUGCACUCGAACUUGUGGAAGCGGUGUCCAACAGAGGAUGAGAUUCUGCAACAGUCCUCCACCAUCACUCGGUGGAAGAGAUUGUAGUGGACCCAUGGUAACUACGAGAACAUGCAAAGACAGGGAAUGUCCAGUUGAUGGUGGUUUCACAAAAUGGUCAGGAUUUGGCGCAUGCUCGAAAGCAUGUGGUGUUGGCAGCCAGGUGCGUACAAGAUCGUGUACGAAUCCUAGACCAGCUCAUGGUGGAGAAAAGUGUGAUGGAAGUACACGACAUUCAAGAACAUGCAAGAUAAGAGACUGCCCAGUGAAUGGUAACUGGGGCAAUUGGGGUUCAUACGGUUCAUGUUCAGCCACUUGUGGAGGUGGAGUAGAAGAACGUUUCCGAGCUUGCAACAAUCCAGCACCGGCUCAUGGUGGAAAGAAAUGUGUAGGAAGCAAUCGAUCUGUUCGUGUUUGUAGCACAAACAAAUGUCCAGUUAACGGUGGAUUUUCAUCUUGGUCAAGAUAUGGUGCUUGUACUAAAACCUGUGGUCCUGGCAUCCAAACACGCACAAGAUCGUGCACCAACCCAACCCCAGCGCAUGGUGGUAAGCCAUGCUAUGGUGGCACCUCCCAAAGAAGAAAUUGUCUGUUACGUCACUGUGCAGUAAAUGGAAACUGGGGAGGAUGGAGUGCUUUCGGAUCGUGUUCUCAAAAAUGUGGAGGAGGGAUACAAAAAGCAUAUCGCCAUUGCAACAACCCGCGUCCAAGUCAUGGUGGAGUAGCGUGCAAAGGUGGUAACACCUUUGUACGUGCGUGUAAUACGCAGAAAUGUGCCGUGAACGGAAACUGGGGAGGAUGGGGACCAUAUGGAAAGUGUUCUGCUACCUGCGGCGGUGGCGUCCAAGCCACUUAUCGAUCAUGUAAUAAUCCAGCACCCGCCUACGGUGGGGCGCAAUGUCCUGGCAGCAACAAGUACGUCAGAGCGUGCAACACCCAAAACUGCCCAGUCAACGGAAAAUGGGGUACAUGGGGUACGUAUGGGCACUGCUCCGCUAAAUGUAACGGUGGUGUUCGUGAACGAUAUCGGUCUUGCAACAACCCAGCCCCUGCACAUGGAGGUGCAAAAUGUCCAGGUUCUAACAAAUACGUGCAGGCUUGCAACACUCAAAAAUGUCCCGUUAAUGGUGGUUUUACGUCCUGGUCUUCCUAUGGUUCCUGCUCCAAAUCUUGUGGAGUUGGAUCCCAAAUUCGUUCGAGAUCUUGUACAAAUCCCAGACCAGCGCAUGGAGGCAGAGGUUGUUAUGGUGCUGUCAGGCAGAGCCGAUCUUGCAAAGUAAAAGAAUGUGCAGUGAAUGGAAAUUGGGGAAAUUGGGGUCACUAUGGUAGUUGCUCGGCCCACUGCAAUGGUGGAAUACGAACAAGACACAGAUAUUGCAACAACCCUGCACCAUCACAUGGAGGGGGAGCAUGCUAUGGAGCAAGUAAGAUGGUACAAGCGUGCAACACUCACAAGUGUGCAGUCAACGGCAACUGGGGUAAUUGGGGUAGCUAUGGAGCUUGUUCCGCUCAUUGUGGUGGUGGCAUCAAGAAACGUUUUAGACACUGCAACAACCCGACUCCUGCUCACGGUGGAAGGAACUGUGGUGGAUCCAACACUAUGGUACAUGCAUGUAACACGCACAAAUGUGCAGUCAAUGGUAACUGGGGAUCCUGGAGUGCGUACGGAGCAUGUUCAGCCAAAUGUAAUGGUGGCGUGAAAACUCGAUAUCGUCAUUGUAACAAUCCAGCGCCCUCAAAUGGCGGCAGGGCGUGUGCGGGAGGCAGUACGAUGGUGGGAGCCUGCAACACACACAAGUGUACAGGAUGGUCUGGUUGGGGACACUGGGGAGCAUGCACGUUGCCAUGCAAUGGUGGUAUUCGAUUCCGCAUGCGCAACUGCUUCUCAUAUCCAUGUCCUGGAUCAACGUCUAUGAUUGGAGUGUGUAAUAUGCACAGAUGUACUGGGAAGUAGAGACGAAAGAAUUAAUCGAACAAAUCGUCAUGUCUGACUAUUAUUUUAUGUUUGUUUACAAAUUUAUAUCAGUGUUAUUUUUUUUCUUGUGAUUUAAAGAAUAUAUGUUCUUACGGUUUA
Molecule: messenger RNA, 7605 nt
Organism: Hydractinia symbiolongicarpus
Lineage: Eukaryota; Metazoa; Cnidaria; Hydrozoa; Anthoathecata; Hydractiniidae
Product: SCO-spondin-like
Exons: 44
Coding region: 199-7485 (2428 amino acids)
Source: RefSeq, a predicted model, not a curated record